Molecule: messenger RNA, 219 nt
Organism: Aphanomyces invadans
Lineage: Eukaryota; Oomycota; Saprolegniomycetes; Saprolegniales; Verrucalvaceae
Exons: 1
Coding region: 1-219 (72 amino acids)
Source: RefSeq, a predicted model, not a curated record
AUGUGUGAACGAGAACUUUCGUCCCCCGUCGCGACGAGCUCGGGCCGCAUUCUGCGCCUCAUCACUAAACGGCUCACGGAGGAACAGCGUGAUGAGUUGGACCGUCCGCUCUCGGGUGAGGAGCUUGCCAGUGCAAUCAAAACCAUGCAUCCAGGCAAACCUCCAGGCCUCGAUGCAUUCAAGAAGGCAAUUCCAAAGCCCGAAAUUGUCGUGGUGUAG